Messenger RNA from Solenopsis invicta (red fire ant), 1049 nucleotides. RefSeq names its product serine protease inhibitor dipetalogastin. The record is from RefSeq and is a predicted model, not a curated record. Gene Ontology annotation, molecular function: serine-type endopeptidase inhibitor activity; protein binding. The transcript has 7 exons. Lineage: Eukaryota; Metazoa; Arthropoda; Insecta; Hymenoptera; Formicidae. The coding region runs from base 235 to 795 and encodes 186 amino acids.
AAAUGUAUUCGUACUAUUAUAUUGGGAAAUUCCGGUACAUAUACUUAUGCGGAAUGUGUAUAGAACUGCUAGUCGGCAACCGGUUCUAUAAAAGGAAGCGCAACUGAUGCUGCCAAACAGUAGAUCAUCGAACUUGUAUUCACUAGAUACCUGCUUGGGCAUAUAGGACAUCGUACAACGAUAGCUCGGCGCAGCUCGGUGGUCUCUUAUAUCAGACGAUUAAACUUUAGCAAAAUGUUGUUUUAUUUGUUACUAAUUACUGCAACGCCAUUUCUCAUCACUGCACAAAAUUCGGAUGGAUCUGUAAAGACGUCUUCGAUAGAUAGUUUCGUUUUUGACGGUCCAGUGGCUUCCAGAUCUAAUGGAGAACAAAGCGCUACAUCAGCAUCCGCAACAACUGCUGCAUCUGACCAAUAUGAUGCAUGCGUGAUAAACUGUCCAGUAACACCAGAAUACAAUCCUGUUUGCGGUACAGACAACAUUGUUUAUAACAAUCCCGAAUUAUUAUCUUGCGCUAUACGUUGUGGAAAAAAAGUGACAUUAAACUAUUAUGGACGUUGUAACUCAGCACCCACAACAACUGCAUCCACAACAAUUGCAUCCGUUACUCUGCCUAAUGAUGACCAAUACAAUGCAUGCGUGAUGAACUGUCCAAUAACAUCCGAAUACAAUCCUGUUUGCGGUACAGACAGCAUUGAUUACAUCAAUCCUGGAUUAUUAUCUUGUGCUGCACGUUGUGGAAAAGAAGUGACAUUAAACUAUUAUGGGCGUUGUUCAACAAGCAGAACUGGAUAACUUAUUAUUUUUAUUAUAUGAUUUAAUUUAUGAUAAUAAAUGAAAGACUGACAAACGUGAGAAAAAUAAACAUAUUUACACACUUCGUAAAAUAUAUUAUACAUAUGUAAUAUACUCAACAUAACAAGUAUCUUCAUUUGCUUUUAUUCAUUUGCAAGAAUAAUUGUUGACUUGAUUUUUACUUUGGUCUUUUUAACUUAAAUGGUUUUAUAAUUAAUAUUACUAAUAUCAAACGAAUUGUACAAAUAAAUUUU